GCUUAUGCAGGUCGAUAUUAAUCGCAACACACACGCACACACACACGCACGGGCGCGCGCGCACCUCUCCUCCCUCCACAUGUACCAGAAGCUCAGCUCUGUAUGCAAACGAGAAGCGACGAAAGGGGGCGGAGCGCCGGCAUAUCCACGCGCGCGCGACUCGACUCGACUCGACUCCCGCCUGUCUGUGGAUGGGAUCUGGAACGAGCGCGCGAGACACUCGGCAAGCGGGCCGUGGGAGCAGCGCGAGGAGCGCGCGAGCAAGUGACUUUCCAGCAAACUUCGAUGGACCAGAGCGCUGCUCGAGCACGCGAGACUGAGGAAAGGCGCACGUGCUCGAAACUUGACGGAAUGUAACGGAUUCGGGUUGGUUUAUCUGAGAGGCGUGUGUGUGUGUGUGUGUGUGUGUGUGUGUGUGUGGAGGCAUGGCGGAGAGAGCGCGCGUCUGAAUGAACGGAGUAUUCCGACAUGCCCGAGGAUGUUGCGUUCAUUAGGAACCGGACAGAAGCGGUGCAGGGUCGCGCGUGGGGCGCUGAGGUGUUGGCUGGAGGAGGAGGAGGAGGAGGAGGCGGCGGCGGCGGCGCGCGACUGGGACCGACAUGGCAAGUGGCUGUGCUCGCGAGCGUGUUGAUCUUCACGAGCGUGGGGGACGUGCUGGGAAACACGCUGGUCAUCGUGUCCGUGCUCAGGAACCGAAAACUGAGGAACGCAGGUAAUGCGUUUGUCGUGAGCCUGGCGUUGGCAGAUCUGUUGGUGGUGUGUUACCCGUACCCGCUGGUCCUUCACGCGCUGCUGCACUCCGGCUGGCUGCCCGGCGAGACAGAGUGUAAAGUGAGUGGCUUUCUCAUGGGCGCCAGCGUCAUCGGCUCUGUCUUCAACAUCACAGCUAUUGCCCUCAACCGCUACUGCUUCAUCUGCCACGCCCGCACUUAUGCCAAAGUGUAUGGCCGCCGUGGCACGCUGGCUCUAAUCAUGCUUGUGUGGGCUCUAACGGGCGUCGCCAUACUGCCAAAUCUCGCACUGGGGUCACUGACCUAUGAUCCUCGUGUGUAUUCUUGCACUUUUAGCCAAACUGCGAGCGCCGGUUACACCUUCGCCGUGGUUUUCGUUCAUUUCCUGUUUCCCAUUGCCAUCGUAACAUUCUGCUAUGCACGAAUUUGGAUGCUAGUGCUAAACGUGAGACGGCGAGUGGCUAGCGACACGAGGCCCCGCCUCCGGCCAAGUGAGGUCCGCCAUUUCCUCACCAUGUUCGUCGUCUUUGUGCUAUUCGCCGUCUGCUGGGCACCGCUCAAUCUGAUUGGCCUAGCUGUCGCCAUGGAUCCACCCAGAGUGGCGCCAUUGGUUCCCGAUUGGCUCUUUGUGGUCAGCUAUUUUAUGGCGUAUUUCAACUCGUGCCUCAACGCUGUUGUAUACGGGCUGCUCAAUCAGAACUUCCGGCGCGAGUAUCGAUGCAUCCUGAUGUCACUCUGCAAGCCCCGCCUCUUUCUGCAGGAAACGUCAAGGGGUGGAACAGAGCGAAGCAACAAGCAAUCACAGGGUAACAACAACAACGAGCAGGCGAAAGCCGAUACUACUUAACGAUCCAGGAAUAUCCGUACAAUCCGUUCAAACUUUCCAAACAAAAAGGGCAUGAAAGAGAACUUGACACGAUACACUUUAAAGAUACACGUUAGCAAUACAGCGUUAGACAUUGCGUAUAGGAUAAUUCACAUGGACACAAUGAGAGAGUGGGACAGGAAGUUAGCAACACCAUUCCAAUAACAAAGGCAUAAAAUUCAGCAUUAUACACUGUUCAAUACUGUUACCGUGAAAGAUGGUGGAAACAAACCUAGCUAAAGCAAAUUCACUAACGCAGAACCAAUUUCUAGUUAAAAAAAGCCUCAAUUAAAGAAACUGCAAUCACAAAAUAACACCAAUACAUUAAACUGCCAUGUUACAAACUGCUUCAAACAAUCUUAGGCUAAUAUUUUGCAAAUGGUUCUUUGCGCUACUAUACAAAUAUUAUACUCAAAGCCAAGCGCUCUGAACAAAACAUUCGGAACAGACAGAAUUUAACAUCCUACAGUGUUUCAAUACUAACAUUACAACACAACAGUAGCUAACUCAUCCAUCGCAACGCUAGACACGAGUCUAUAUAGCUACCCGAGCUUUCUGAUCAAAAAAAUUCAGUUAAAAAUAGUCAGAAAAUUCAACGUAGCUAUGAUCGAAUUAAGAAGAAAGGUAGUUUUCCUUCCAAAUAUAAUAUUGAACAAAAGAGCAUCAAUAAUGCUACACUAACAGCUACGACAUUAGCUAUGCCUAACAUCCAUCUCACCAAUCAAAGGCAGACUAUUUAACUCAGUUGUAGUAAUUAAAAAAUGCCAAAUUAAAAAUUUAAGAAGUUAUAACAGUUCCAUUUCAGUUCCUCCGAUUCAACAAACCCAUAAAAAACAUUGCUAAUCAACUGUAGCUACAGUUUUCUUCUUAACAGCAACACAAUGCUGAGAGCCAACGUGUAAAACGCUUUGUUAGCAUCGCACAAUUGCUCAUGUGUCAUUUGUCGGUGUACGAGUCUUUGACUUGCUGGGAAUCCGUAAAGCAAAAGCCCAGGCAUUGUAUUUGCAGGAAAAGAAAAAAGAGAGUGCGAGCCAUUUUUCCCGUCUCUGCAUUACAGCGAUGUUGUUUUACUACAGCAGCUGCACUUUACAGGCCAAACGCGACCCUUAAAAGACUCCAUUUUAUGAGCAUUUUUCACGUCCUCUGAGUCCUGACCUUUUUCUUGGUUCCUGUAAACCUCUAGUCAGUUGCACGAAGGUUUAAGGUACUUGAAGACUACAUUAAACUCAAUUCAACAGAAGAAAUCGUGUUGAAACAGUGAAACAGUUGCGUCCCAAUGCUGUAAUUGUUGUUUCUUUUGGGUGUGAAUGCUACAGUAAUGGAUCUCCAGGGAUGACGCAUUAAUUUUUAACAAGCUCAGUCGUUGGAACAUCGAACACUCUUAUACAACAUCGAACAUACGGUGCAAGCGUAAGCUGACGCUCAUUGUUGCGCACGAUACACUGGCAAUAAAAAUUAGCAACUUUUAGCAACCUACAAAACUGUGACCGUUUCAAGUAGCUCAAGGGAUUGAGAUUUCUAAAAUUAACAGCUAAUUUGAAACUUAGCAUCGUAGAAUGAAUAUAUUAGCUAAGUGAAAUGAACUUAAAGUGUGUAAAGACAUUGGGGUUCAUUUAUCAAUCUUUUAGUUCAGUUGUGUGUAAAUGAUUUUGUAAGCCAAACCAAACAAAACGAUUUGGUAACACUGAUUUUCUUUAUACUUUGUACAAAAUUUACAUUUAAUGUGACAACCACUACCAAAAAUUCCAUACAAGGCUGAAACCCAAAAUGACAACUAAAUGGUGAAAGAGCGCCUCCUAUGUGCAGUGUGUAUUAAAGCUCAGCCAUUGCAGUAUGCUGGCUACACACAAUAACACUUCCUCCUUUUAUAGGGCGCCAUUACUUUUGUCCUAAUUGCAUGGCUAGUCUUAUUUGUCUUAAUUAAUUGCAUUAAUUAGGUCAUUCAUAUGAAACAACCAUGUUUUACAAGAUUUUCAUUAAAUUUGCGUUUGUAACUGAAAUAAAUAAGUGAUUUAAAUUUAACGCAAUCCGAAUAUAAAUUGCAGUAACUCAUCGCCAAUUUUAAAAUUAAGCAUUAGUGAAUACAAAAAAUUUACGCAAACUCAGGAGAUCUCGUAGGAUACGAUCGUUAUCCAGAACUAACUGGAUUUUCAUAAAUACCACAGUUCUUGUGUAAAUGAUCCUGCCAGCGAUUUAUGCAUAAAUUAUUUUGAAAAGGCGCUAUUGUAGGAAAAGCUGCACUUUAAAAUCAUAAAAUAAUUUGCUAGCAGUGUUGCUUUAAAAUUCUCUUGUGUAUUUUAUGUAUAAUUCUUCAUUUAGUAGUACUUCUGUUACUUUAUUUUACCCUAAUGGUGGGGAAACUGUGUUGUAACUAAGGGAUAAAUGCACUCCUGGCACUGUUUUAACCCUUCAGCAACAUUUAAAUUAUAUUUACCCCAGGGAUCCAAUCAUUUUAUACGACUUCUGCAGCAUUAGCACUUCGGCUAGUGAGGAAACGAAAGAGAAACGCCAGCUGGUGUAUUAGCAUUCAUUCCCCACAGCGCCUUUCCAUAUUCCGUAGCUGAAAUUCUGCAUGAGCGCUGUGUAAAGCUGAACUCAGCACUUAAAAUCAGUUCUGUAAUGUUUGCUCACAAUUUCUAGCUAGCAAAAAAUUCUUAAAUGCUACAAAGAACAUUUACUGCUUAUUUCUGCAUAAACUUCAAGACCCACAUUGAGAAUAAAUAACAAUGAAUUAGCAAAAACAGCAUUUUACACAACGUCACAGCAGAAAAAGUGUUAAACCACAAGAAAUGACGCAAUCAUCUGACAUAAAAUGCUAGUUUAAUUCUGCUAAUCAUAAUCACACACAAAUCUUUCAUCUUAGCCAAAAAAUGUUUUAUUUUACAUUAGUCUGGAUAAUCUGAAUAAUGAAAUUAUAAAUAAAAGGUUUAUAUGCUAGUAAAAUAAAUUGGAAAUGUUCAGGAAUAGCAAUUAAUUGUGCAAUAAUUAAAAUUGAGAAAUUGGAAAUUAAUUCAGUAUUAAAUAUCAUACCUCAGCGUUGCAGUUCCAUUCUGCUUUAAAAACAGCAUUGGAAAAACGUUUGUUUUAAAAUGUCUAUAACCUACUUCUAUAAGUGUGUGUUUGUGUGUCAGGUUUCAUUUUAAAUACUGGGACCACAGGAGCACAUACAAAGUAGGGACUUUUGAAAAGCAUAGCUAAUCCUUACACACACAUUUUGUAUAUAUAUAAUAUAUAUAUAUAUAUAUAUAUAUCUCCAUGUGUGUGUGUCAGCAAAGACUAUGAACUGUGAACUCUUAACUCUUUUUAUGUAAAUGUGCCUGAUGUUCAAAAGCCUCAAACAUGUCACAUCUGCAAAGCAAAUUUCAUAAAUGCCUCAAAUUUACUAAAUUACAUAAAUUUAUUACAUCUGUUUAAGCCUCAAAGUCAAACCAGUUAAACUGUGUUUAAACUUUUGCAACAGUAUAGCUGUUGGAAAGACACACUUUUAGGACUGAACUGAGUGAAGUGUAAUAUGUAUAUAUAAAAAAACUUCAAUUUUAAUGAACUAAUGAAAUGUGUUGUUAAAAUUAUGUACGCUGUUGUGUAUUAUGUUUUAAUAUGUUUUAAGGAUUCUUGGAAGGAUUGGAAGGAUUGAAAGGAUUCUGGUAUAUUUGGAAGAAAAUGGCCCUGAUGUGUCCCUAAUAUGAAGUACAUAUGUUAUAUAUGUUGUGUGCGUUUUCUAGCAGAAACAGCAUUUCAAUUUCUAAAGAAUGAACUAUUUAAAUGCUUAUUGUAUGUCAGUGAAAACUCAAAACAAAACGAUUUAUCAAAUAGAAAUGAUGUUGUCUUAAAUAGUAGGCUUUUAUUAACUUCAAUUUCCAACAAGACACCACAGAUAUGUUUUUUUUUAAAAAAAAAAACUGGAUGUUGAAAUCCAUCUAAAUUCAAUUUUCAGACUUUUACAACUCCCAACUUGAUGUUUCGAUACUGUUUUCACUGCGCCCUCAUGAACUCCCCUUAUCACUCAGAAGUACGUAUCAGCUACUGCACACGAUUGUAGAACUUUGUAGUCAAUUUCUAUUAAAGGAGGAGUCUGAGAAAUAAAACCAUUUUGAAGUGUAGCAAAUUAGACAAUAUAUGUAAAAAUUUCACUGCUUUACACCUAUAAACAAAGUUCAAAUUUGGGGUUUUUAUAAAGAAAUUGUCUCAUUUUGCAGAAAAAGUUGUAAAAUUAACGUCAGUUGAAUUUAUUGACAACAAACUUCACCUCAUAAAGAAAUGGAAAAACACUGAUGUUUGCUGUGUUUGUGUAAACGAAGGGAAGUCGAUGAGGGCAUAUUGGAAUACAAGUCUUAGUAAAAAGGUCCUCAAAUAGAGUGGUAACUUGUACAACGUCUAAAAUGAAGCCUUGUGGGUGAAUUUAAAAGCACAACCAGACUGAUGUUAGGAAACUUUCUUCAGUCUCUCAAGAAUAUCUUAGUAACAAAUUUUUGUCACACCAGUGUGUAAGUCUAUGCAUUAAACUCAUCUCACCAUCUGUCAAUAUGAUAACUGGUUAACUCUGUGUCUUAGUGUCCUAAGCAAGUAUUCAAGUGUCCUAGUGUGUAUCGAGAGAAUUUUAUACCUGUGCUUAUGAUUCUUUGCAGUGUUGUAGCAAUACUUCGAAAGCAUUUUAAUAAAUGCUAAUAAUGCUUAGUAAAGCUUGGGUAAAGCAUUAUGAUGUGACAUAACAGCGACAUAAACAUCACUGUUUUAAGUGUCCUAAUAACUUUAUUUAAAUUUUCUGAUUAACA
Messenger RNA from Pangasianodon hypophthalmus (striped catfish), 6368 nucleotides. It is a transcript of the gene mtnr1ba, whose product is annotated as melatonin receptor type 1Ba. The transcript is spliced from 2 exons. Gene Ontology annotation, cellular component: membrane. Gene Ontology annotation, biological process: G protein-coupled receptor signaling pathway. Gene Ontology annotation, molecular function: melatonin receptor activity. The coding region runs from base 469 to 1578 and encodes 369 amino acids. The record is from RefSeq and is a predicted model, not a curated record. Lineage: Eukaryota; Metazoa; Chordata; Actinopteri; Siluriformes; Pangasiidae.